Messenger RNA from Cryptomeria japonica (Japanese cedar), 727 nucleotides. RefSeq lists its product as uncharacterized. NCBI's taxonomy places the organism in Eukaryota, Viridiplantae, Streptophyta, Pinopsida, Cupressales, Cupressaceae. Gene Ontology annotation, biological process: translation. The coding region runs from base 48 to 347 and encodes 99 amino acids. Gene Ontology annotation, cellular component: mitochondrial large ribosomal subunit. Gene Ontology annotation, molecular function: structural constituent of ribosome. The transcript has 3 exons. The record is from RefSeq and is a predicted model, not a curated record.
AUCAAAUAAUUUACGAUGGUGCGGCGGAUUACAAAGCAGCGUGGGAGAUGGCAGGUUUACUGUCAGGAUUGGCAAGAGGCAUGCGAAAGAAGCGCAGUUCAGCAUUACAAAUUCUCACUUCGAAGAAGGGCCCCAUUGGCUACUAUAAAGGCAAAAACUGCAAAUCUACCGGCUUCCAUACUAGAAAAGGUGGAUAUGUGUUGAUGGAAGAAAAAUUGCCACAUUAUAUUGUUCCUGAUUUAACUGGGUUUAAGUUGAAACCUUAUGUGGCACAUACUGUCCACGCCCAAGCUGCAACUGAGGCUGCGAAUCCUAAGCAUUCUGCAUCUGCAAUAUCAGAUUCAUAAAUUAGUCUCCAUCUUAUCUUAGUAUGCCAAAGUGUCAGUGACUGUAAUUUACUUGAAAAUCCAGGGAACGUUUUGAGCAGUGAUUACUGUCACGUUAUGUACUGGCAUAAAUGCUCAACAUAUGUGGAACUUUGAUUACUAGUUUCACUUGCAUUUUACUGAUAGGGUGUUAAAUUGAUUUUUCUUUCUGUUUUGGCUUGUUUCAAACAUGCAGUUGUCUAAAACAACUAAAGAAGAGAGGGUGAAUGAUGGGUAAGCUUCUGGUAUACAUUCAUAUAAAAUAUGGCCAUCAAAAUUUAAAUGGCUUUUUUUAUUCUAAUUUUAUUGGAAUUUGGCUAUAAGGCUUGGUGCCUUGAGUCAUUUGGAAACCUUUCAAUACA